This is a messenger RNA of Scylla paramamosain (green mud crab), 3428 nucleotides long. RefSeq lists its product as uncharacterized. The record is from RefSeq and is a predicted model, not a curated record. Gene Ontology annotation, molecular function: protein binding. Bases 2003 to 2902 code for a protein of 299 amino acids. The transcript is spliced from 9 exons. Lineage: Eukaryota; Metazoa; Arthropoda; Malacostraca; Decapoda; Portunidae.
AUCUGUGGUAUAGCAGCCGCACACACCUCGUUGGAUUUAAACCUGUGCAUUUAUUCCCUGUGAGCGUCAGAGAUUGCUUAUUCUCUCUCUCUCAGUACCUUGAGUGAGAGAGAGUGUGUGUGUGUGUGUGUGUGUGUGUGUGUGUGUGAAGGAAAACACAACACCGCCAGCUUGGGAACUCUCACCUGCCUCCAAGCCCCGAGUCCCCUGAGCCCUUGAAAGCGAGCGUAAGAUGGGAGGGGGUGGGACGGGACCAGUCUUGUUUAGUAACCCCGUUGCUGCCAGAGACGGGAACGUGCCGCUCUCCUUCGCUGGUUCGAGAGAAAACACUGUGAGUCGAACUGGAAUACCGAAGAGGAGAAAGAACGAGGACAACACGUACGCCACCUCCUCACAGCAGUACAGUAAUCUCAAGUUUCCCCGCUAACUUGGCUCCUCCCACCGCGGCCCUUACCCACCCCCUGUGCCCGCCUAAUUCCGCCUCCCGCCGCCUGUGAUGUGGUGGCGCUCGUGUUCUCUGGUGAUCCCUGGCCAACAAAAUAAAGCAGACCCCUUUCCUCUUUUCACCAUAGAGAAAAGUGAACAGAAAACGGAGGAAAAAAAAGAAAAAAGAAAACUACUAUAAUUAUCUUACCCCCCACCCAGUUGUACUAACGCAUAGAGGGGAAGAAAACGCAGAAAAACAAAACUGAAAAAAAAAUCAAGAAAAAACUUAACCCUUUCAUCCGUCUCGCCUGUGAGGAAAUAACACCAAUAUGGCCUUAAACAACAAAGUGCUCAUUCCACUCACGCCUUCCCAGUCCAGCUCGAGAAACACAUCAGCCCUCCCUCUUCCAGCCCUCUCGCGCCAUUAGCAUAAGUGUGUGUGUGUGUGUGUGUGUUUGUGUGUGUGUGAGGGUGAGACAGGGGCACAGGAAGGCAGACUGAGAUAAGAGGAAAGCUAGACUAUAAUAUUUACCCCAGCGAUAAGCACCAGGAGGAGGAGGAGGAGGAGGAGGAGGAGGAGGAGAAGUGCAGAGUGUGUUUGUGUACUCAGGACAAGAAUAAGGACGCGGAGGACCAAGGAUGCGUGACGUGGUGGGUCUCCUUGCCUUCCCCAUAACCCUGAUUACUCCUACUUUUCCUCCUUUUUUUCCUCUUUCCUAAAUCUCUAUACUUUCUUUCUUUCCCUGAGCUGUUUCCUCCGUGACCUUUAUCCUAAUCUCGUCCAAACUCCGAUUCCUCCCAGUUUUUUUCCUUUUGUCUUGCCUAUUUUUUUAUCCUCCCUUAUUUUUCAUCCUCCUUUCCUUUUUUUCCUUCCUCUGUCUUUUAUUUUUAUUUUCCUUAAGCUCCUGACCUUUCCCCUCCACUCUUAUCAACCCGCCACCUCAAUUUUCCCUCCUCUUCCAACAAUCUUAUCUUCUCAUUCUUCCCUUCUUGACCCUAACCCUUUCCUCGUAACCCCAUUCCAUUUUCCCUCCUCCCUUGGCAGCACUCAUUCGUCCAUUUCCAUUCUGUCCUUCAUUCACCUUUCGUCACCCAUUCCUCCUCGUUCCCCUUCCUAGAAAGACUCGUUCACCCAUUCACUGUCUUUCCAUUCUGUCCUUAGCUAAUCUUCCUUUCCUUAUGUAUUCCUUGCUUUUUUGUCCCCUUAGUGUUAUCCUUUAAUUCAUUUUUCAUCCCCAUUUUCUCCUUCAUUUUACCGUCUCUCGUUACCCAUUUCUAAUUUCUCUUCUCUUCUAUUCAUCUUUCCAUUCCUCCCAUUCCUGACCCUUUUCCUUCUUCUCUCAUUUCUACCCUUUCCUUUUCCCUCUUCUAACCAUAUCUAAUUCUUUCCUCUCCUAACCCUUCCUUCCUUCAUACUCUCCUGUUUUUUCCCCUAUCUUCCUUUCCUUCAUACCUUCUUAUUCUCUCCCUUCUAACCUAACCUAUUCACUAUACCCUCCUCUUCUUUCCUCUUCUAACCUUCCUUACCUCAUCUAUUCCUACCCUUGGCGUCACUCAAUCCCACACCCAUUUACCCAUGCUGAGAAUCCCUUCGCCUGGAGAACCUGUGCUAUCCUACGCCACGUCCUCCCCCAUGACGCCCACGGUACAGCACCACUGGCAGCUGGAGUGCUGGGGGCGCGGAUGGGCGUGGGAGGGGUGUGAGGGCGCCAGUGACGGGUGGGGCAACGUGUCUCUGGUGCCCUUGAAGCAGCGCGCCGUGGAGGUGACGUGGGUGUGGCCCGAGUGGUCUGACGCUGACGGGGAGGUGAUGCCGCCCCCCGGACCCUCAGACGCUGACCUCCGCUACCAGGUGGAGUACGGACCCCUCAAUGCCCCGUUCAUGCUGGGACGCGUUGGGGGCAGCAGCAGGGGGGUGACGCUGGAGGAGGGGGUGGAGCCUUUCACUACGUAUGAGGUGAAGCUCACGACCGACGCUAUGGCAAACACGUCAGCCAUCUUCUUCCAGAUCGUAGAGACUGUGACGGAGAAAGGGUCAGGAAGAGUAAGAGCGGAGGAGGUCCUCUUGGUGAUCUUGGUCCUCGUGCUGUGGGCGGUGGCCAUACUCCUCUUUUUCCACAGAUGGGGCAAAAUUCGCAUGCUUGAGCCCUACCAGCCGGAGUACAAGGCCCUCAACCACUCCCCCGCCUGCCCCCUCGCCCCCACCACCCCCACGCAGACGCAGCCCAGGCCGCAGAAUGCCAAGCCACUCCUGCCUCGCAAAAGUUCGUCGCUGUGCUUCACUCCAUCCAUGCUGCGGACGGUUCACGUGCCGCCCCCCGCGUGCCGCAUCAGUGUGCCGCACAUAGACCAGGACGCCGCUGCCCAGGUGUUCCCGCGCCGCCCACCAGAGCCCCGCCUCCCACGUGCACCUGACCCGCCAUCGCCUGCGCCUCGCCUCAGACUCCAUGGACCACAGCACGGGGCGCUCCCAUGACCAGGUGGAGGUGUCCAGGAAGGUCCGCAGCGCAGAGAACCUGAGGCAUUACCGCAUCGCCAGCACCUACUGCCGCGGGUACAGCGAGGGAGAGCGCGGUGCACGGGACGCAGCCUGGGCUGGGCGAGGGCCUGGGCGUGCCGCACAACCCCCUGGGCGCGCCGCCGCUCGUGCCAGAGCCAGAGUCUGGAUCUGGAGCACUACCGCUCUCCCCACGCCGGGCCCCCAGGAAGCGGUGGCGCGCGGGCCGCAGCUGGGACAGCACGUCCGUCACCAGCCUGCGUCGCUCCCCCACGGCGGGGCCCUCCUCAGCGGGCGCCGAGCCUGUGUGCACAACGCCCGAGCUGCGGGUGUCUCCCACGCCCCCGGACAUCACCACCCCACCAUCCGCACACCCACAUCGUCCUGCAGCGCCAGGAGACCAUCAUGGACGACACCACGCUCUUCCAGGUGCCCUACGCCACGCUCAUGGAGGAGGAGCUCGAGAAUGACGCCUAGCCACGCCCCAACAAACAGGGGGGCGCCG